Molecule: messenger RNA, 759 nt
Organism: Fonsecaea multimorphosa CBS 102226
Lineage: Eukaryota; Fungi; Ascomycota; Eurotiomycetes; Chaetothyriales; Herpotrichiellaceae
Product: pre-mRNA-splicing factor isy1
Exons: 1
Coding region: 1-759 (252 amino acids)
Biological process (GO): generation of catalytic spliceosome for second transesterification step; mRNA 3'-splice site recognition
Cellular component (GO): catalytic step 2 spliceosome; Prp19 complex; post-mRNA release spliceosomal complex
Source: RefSeq, a predicted model, not a curated record
AUGGCGCGUAACUCAGAAAAAGCGCAGUCCAUGCUCUUCCGGUUCCGUGCCGCACAGGCCGCCGAAUCUGGUCUCCUCCCAUCCGCCAGCCUGCGCCGGCCCAAGGCGCCUUCUACGGUAGACACGGUGCCCCUGUGUGAAAAGUGGCGUGGCCAAAUCCUCAAAGAAAUCUCACGCAAAGUGACGAAGAUACAAGACGAGUCGCUGUCCGACUUUCAGAUCAGGGAUCUAAACGACGAGAUCAACAAGCUGAUGAAGGAGAAGUGGGGCUGGGAACGGCGUAUACGAGAGCUUGGAGGACCUAAUUACAUGCGGGGUGGAGGCACAGUGUUUGAUGACCAAGGCCGAGAGGUACCCGGUGGAGGCAAAGGGUACAGAUACUUUGGGAGGGCGAGGGAACUGCCCGGCGUCAAGGAGAUGUUUGAGCGGGCGGCCAAGAGGAGAGUCCACGGCGACGAGGAGGAAGAAGCCGCCAAAAGGCCGCAGCUGGACAUCAAUCGGAGGCACCUCGACGCCAGGUAUUUUGGUUUCGGGCCGGACGAGGAGAAUGGCACGCUGUUGAAGUAUGAGAGGAAGAAAGAAAAAGAGGCUGUUGAGAGGGUGGCGAAGUUGGCUGGCGCGGAGGACGAGGACCCAGACUGGGAACCCUUACCUGGCGACGCCGGCGAUGGUGUGAGAUGGCGCCUGCCCACUUUGGAAGAAGUUCAAGAGGAACUGGUGGAUCGAAGACGCAGGCAAUUGCUUGACAGGCUUGGUUGA